AUUCCAAGGGGCAUAAGAGGUUGAAGUUAUCUUAUGAUAUGCACAGAGAAACUUUACAGAAGAAACCAAGUUCAACCGCUGCAAUUGUUGAUUACUCUGAUCCGUUGGCUAUACAAAACUUGCUGGAUGGAUUAGAUUAUGAUGGUAAAUAUGGAAGUGUUGCCAAAGACAUUAAGGCAUUUAAUGCUCAGAUUCAUCAAGUACUGAACCCCUUAUUUGCAAGAUACCCCCCUUUGUCAAACAAAUACUUUAAAGAGGAAAGAAGGCAAAGUCAAUUGGAUCCUGAAUUAGCAGUUCAACCAGCUCCUCCGGCAGAAAUUAAUGUCAUUGAUUUGGAGGAUGACACUGUUGACAUAAAUGCCCCAGCAGCAUCGUCGGCUAUUGUAAUCAUCGAUUCAGAUGAGGAACCAAGUGAAGAUCGGAGGCCUUCUUACUCUUUCCAGGAGAUUUUUAUGACACAACCGUCUUCCAAGGAUGUCAUUCUGCCACAGCCAUCUGAACAAGUUUUGAGGAGGGACCUUGGGGUAUGUUCGACUCAUACGUCUUAUGAGAUAAUGAGUAAAACUGAAUCAAAUACAGAUCCAGGUGUUUAUGUGGCUGUAGAAGAUGAAGAAAGUACAGAAGAGGAUGAUGGUUUAGGAGAUGCAUGGAUGGAAAUGUCCAUGGUAUUAGAAUCUUCAAAGGAGGUCGCUGUGGAUCCUUUCUCUGAAGAAAGAACGAGUGAAAAUGACUGUGAUCAUUCUUUUGUCUUAAAAGAUGAUCUUGGAUAUGUUUGCCGAAUCUGUGGAGUCAUUGACAAAGGAAUUGAUCAGAUAUUUGAGUUUCAGUAUAACAGGGUCAAAAGGAGUACAAGAACGUACAUGCCAGAUUCUCGAAAUGGGAAAGACAGAGAUUCAGCUGAAAUGGAUGGUGUUAAACUUUCAGAAGAUGGUUUGAUCAUAACUGAAAUAUCUGCUCACCCAAGACACAUGAAGCAAAUGAAAUCUCAUCAAGUGGAGGGUUUCAAUUUUCUUGUUAGCAACUUGGUUGGUGAUAAUCCUGGUGGUUGCAUCUUGGCCCAUGCUCCAGGGUCCGGAAAAACAUUUAUGAUAAUUAGUUUCAUGCAAAGUUUCCUGGCUAAGUAUCCAAAUGCUAGACCACUGGUUGUUCUUCCUAAAGGAAUAUUGGAUACAUGGAAGGAGUUCAAAUAUUGGCAAGUGGAGGAUAUUCCUUUGUAUGACUUCUAUGAGGCCAAAGCAGACAAUCGGUCACAGCAGCUUGAGGUGUUGAAGAAGUGGGUCGAUCAGAAAAGUAUCCUGUUCUUAGGGUACAAACAGUUCUCCUCUAUUUUUUGUGAUCGAGAAACUAACCAGAUAUCAACUUCAUGUCAGGAGAUAUUGCUUAAGGUUCUGUCAAUUCUUAUCAUGGAUGAAGGGCACACCCCUCGGAAUGACAAUACUGAUGUGUUCCAGUCCAUUGCAAGAUUGCAGACUCCUAGGAAGGUUGUACUUUCUGGAACGAUUUAUCAAAAUCACGUGAAGGAAGUAUUCAACAUUCUGAAUCUGGUUCGUCCCAAGUUCUUAAGAUCAGAAACUUCCCGACCCAUCAUCAAGCGAAUAAUGAGUAGGGUGCAUAUACAAGGUGCUAGGAAGCAGUUCAAAGCUGGUGCUGAUGAUGUUUUUUAUGGUCUAGUGGAGGACACUCUCCAGAAGGAUAAGGAUUUUAGAAGGAAAGUGACAGUCAUACAUGAUUUGCGUGAGAUGACCAGCAGGGUUCUUCAUUACUAUAGUGGAGAUUCCCUGGAUGAGCUUCCCGGACUCAUUGAUUUCACUGUGGUACUCAAUCUAAGCGCCUGGCAGAAGGAUAAAAUCCAGAAGGAAUUCAAGAAGUUUGCAAGGAAGUUCAAGCAAAGUUCAGUUGGCAGUGCUGUUUAUCUGCACCCAAAACUUUACUCCGUUUCUAAGGACUGGAAACACAUUGAUUCAAAUGAAAAAAUGGAUGAAUUGGUCGAGACCAUAGACCUGAAUGAAGGAAUCAAGGCAAAAUUCUUUAUGAAUAUUCUUAGGUUGUGCGAAUCAUCUGGUGAGAAACUAUUGGUUUUCAGUCAAUACCUCCCACCUUUGAAGUUUUUAUAGAGAUUAACUGCCAAAACAAAGGGUUGGAGUCCUGGGAGAGAAAUGUUUGUGAUCACAGGGGAAUCAAAGUCUGAGAAUAGGGAGUGGUCCAUGGAGAGAUUUAACAAUUCCCCUGAUGCUAAGGUCUUCUUUGGUUCGAUCAAGGCAUGCGGAGAGGGUAUAUCUUUAGUAGGGGCUUCACGAGUCUUGAUUUUGGAUGUUCAUCUUAAUCCCUCUGUGACACGGCAAGCAAUUGGCCGUGCAUUUAGACCUGGUCAAAAGAGGAAAGUAUUUGUAUGUAGAUUGGUAGCUGCUGAUUCCCCCGAAGAAGAAGAUCAUAGUACUUGCUUCCAGAAAGAGUUGAUUGCCAAGAUGUGGUUCGAAUGGAAUGAAUAUUGUGGCUAUCGGGAUUUUGAAGUGGAUACUGUUGAUGAUGUGAAGGAGUGUGGUGAUUUUUUUCUUGAAAGUCCAGCAUUGGCGGAAGAUGUGAAGGUUCUGUACAGAAGGUAGGUCCUUCCAUUACAGUAGAGCUGAGGUACAGAGUAGGGAAAUUUGUCACAGUAGGUGCUGUUAGCUUUAGUCAGUGUGGUUCUGAACAUAUCUUAGUUAGCUUUAGUCUUUUUUGAAGCAGAGUCAUCUCUGAAGUAUCUUAUGAAUGAGAACAGUGGAUUUUCACAUGUAAAAAAUUAUUGAGAAUUUCAAAAUUCGGAGGGUGCUGUUUCGGAUGAU
Molecule: messenger RNA, 2822 nt
Organism: Argentina anserina (silverweed cinquefoil)
Lineage: Eukaryota; Viridiplantae; Streptophyta; Magnoliopsida; Rosales; Rosaceae
Product: protein CHROMATIN REMODELING 35-like
Biological process (GO): gene silencing by siRNA-directed DNA methylation
Molecular function (GO): ATP binding; ATP-dependent chromatin remodeler activity
Source: RefSeq, a predicted model, not a curated record